AUGAAGAUCAUCCUGGAUAUCCUAAAUUUUAUCGCAAUUAUUGCUAAGAUUGCUGCGUGCUCGUUAAAUUUGUUUGUAUUGUUGCUAUUGCUAUAUGGCACGGAUCGGCAGGUUGCCCAAUCAUAUAGACGGACCUUGAUAUGGAUGAUAUCCAUCGAUUUGGCUUACAGUAUAUCUGGUCUGAUUUUUUAUCCGGUGGGCUUCUUUUGUCUUUAUAAUUGAUUCGAUAAUUUGUUCUUAGAUUAUAUUCUUUACCGGGAGUUAUCUUUACGUUAUCUACGACGUGCUUCCGGUGUUUGGUAAGGUAAUAGUGGAGAAGACCUGCUUAACAUUGCCAUCGUUCUUAACGCUGUUUCUGAUUAUGCUUUGCGUUAUUGUCCUGCCGAUUCCUUGCAUUGUUAGAUAUGUAAACCUGACCACUAAAAGAAUAAGCACUCGCCAAAUCGACGGCAUGUUUAUAUUUUGUCUGCUGAUUUCAUCAAGUUACGGAGCUUACAACGCAAGGACUGUGAAGUUGCCCGACCCCGUUUCUGAUGACAUUUUGAGUGAAAGUUAUGGAAUAAACAUGAGCGGUUCACUUUAUACAGUGACAAAUGCGGUGAGAAGGGACAACAAAGGGAAACGAAAUUUUAGACAAACUUAUCUUGCCUGAGUAAUUACGCUAUCAUUGGUAUGAUAAUGUGCAUCUAUGUCUUGAUCGUCGGUUUGUCGUGGAAGACAAAUCGCAUAAUGAAUUUGAUGGUAAACCAUUUAACAAGAGAGACUAGACGGAUGCAGGAACAGAUGAAAAAGGUCAUCUUGAUACAGGUAACAAGCACCAUCAUGCACAAUGCCCGAGACCUUUUCAAUUUCAGACUUUGUAUCCCUUCUUUAUCAUGAGUGUCCCUGCUUUAAUUCUUGAAAUUUAUCCUUAUAUGAACCUCGCAGACAUUUCACGUUAUCUCAAUUAUUAUUGCACUACCGCCCUUAUGUGGAUAUCUGUUUUCAAUCCGCUGUCGAUUAUAUUGUGCAUCCCUCAUAAUCGAAAAGCAGUCUUCAACAUGUUGACUUGUAGAGUAAUGAGACGUUCAUCCAUAUCCAGCAGUAUAGAUUCUGGAUUGGCCCGCAUUUUUAGCGGAAAAGAUCGACGAAUGUCGGCAUGGAAUUAA
Bursaphelenchus xylophilus (pine wood nematode) is the source of this 1148-nucleotide messenger RNA. The record is from the annotation of a GenBank genome assembly. NCBI's taxonomy places the organism in Eukaryota, Metazoa, Nematoda, Chromadorea, Rhabditida, Aphelenchoididae.